Messenger RNA from Daucus carota subsp. sativus, 1885 nucleotides. RefSeq lists its product as uncharacterized. The transcript is spliced from 3 exons. NCBI's taxonomy places the organism in Eukaryota, Viridiplantae, Streptophyta, Magnoliopsida, Apiales, Apiaceae. The record is from RefSeq and is a predicted model, not a curated record. The coding region runs from base 359 to 1192 and encodes 277 amino acids.
UUCGUGUAUCAAAAACCAAAACCCAUAUCAUUUUUUUCGUGUCGUUUGGUUUCGUGUUAGCGUGUUACGUGUCAAAUUGUCAGGCCGAGAUAAAUCACAUGAGGUUUCUAUUUUAGAUUAUAAUAAUAAUGUUGGGUUAGGUAAAUUUUCGAAAUUUACAGUUCUUAGAGUUGGGUUGUUUUUGGUUGGGGCUUUUGUGGUUCAGACAAUUUUUGCUGUUUUGUUAUUCGGGUCGGGUCAAAAUGGGAUAGUGGAUAGUGAGGAUGAAAGUAGGGUUUUGGGGUUGAAUGGUAAUGGGGUUGGGAAGUCCAGGGUUUUGGUUAGUGGGGGUGGGGUAGUUUAUGUUGAUGAAGUUGAAAUGCGGAAGAAAGUUGGGGAGAUUCAAGUGAUGGCUAGGGAUGUGAGGGAGAAGGAGAGGAGGGAAGGGAAGAAUGGGAAUAAUGGUCAUUUGAAGGGUGAUGAUGUUGGUGUUGACGUAACUCGAAUCGAGAAGGAGGUUAUUAGGCGGUUAGGGAGGCGGGGGAAGGGUGUAAAGAAACUGUCGAUGAGGAAUGAUGAUGGUGGUAAGGAUGGUUUAGUUGCUGAGGAUGUUAAUGAAGGGUUGAUAGUAAAGAAGGCAGAAUCUGAGAGUUCAUUCGGUAGUACUAUUGACGAGGCAAAAGGUUUUAGGAGUUUGGAUGAUGGUGCGGUUGAUAACAGUAGUGCAGUUCUUCGCAGUGAAGCUCAGGAAAAGACACGGGAUGACGGUGAUGGUAUGGAGUUAUUAGAUAGUGUCCGGACGGUAGAACAGCCAAAUGCUGAUGUGGUAAGGAAUGAUAUGGUUAAUUCAGGGGAAGAGGAUGUGAGUAACACAACUGAAGUUACUAGGAAGAAGUCAAGUAAAGGGAAGGAAAGAGUACAACUUGGCAAAGCUGAACCAUUGAAUGGCAAAGCUGUAAAGUUGGAUGAAUCACAUAAGCUAAAUGGAGCAAGUUCUCAAAGGUCAACAUGGUGGUUGAACCUUCCUUAUGUUCUAGCUGUGGUCAUGCGUACAGGUGGCGAUGACCAGGAAGCAAAUGGACUAUACAGGAUAAAAAGCACUUCUCACAGCUUGGAUGACUCAUCUCAUGUUGUUGCUUUCGAAGAUCGUGGUGAUGCAACCAACUUCUGCAAUCCUUUUACGAAGAUCUGGACAACUUCAGUUCAGAUAUAAUUCCCAUCCCAAUAGAAGUGAGAAUCUUUAUAUUUCUCCACCUUAUCUGUUGUAUAUUUAACAUGACGGUAAUGGACAGAUGGUGAAAGAUAAGAAUUGACUUACUAACAGAGUGCGGGGAAUCACCAUUAAGUAAAUUAGUAAAGGAUAUCCUUGUGUGAUUAUUUGGGUCAAAAUUCCAAAUUGAGAUGUUUAGUACUUCAUUGUAGAUAUGUGCUUUUUAACCCUUGCCCAACUUCUUUCAUUGAUAACAAGACAGAGUAGAGUAUGCCAUUUCCUGUAUAUUUCAGGACCUUGAUGAGGCAGUAAAGUCACAUUGGAUGGAGGUAGUUGUCGUGAAGAAGGGGCAACUUCAGCUUUAUGCUGGCCAGCCACUUUCUGAUGUCGAGACGACCUUGCGCUCCCUGGUUGAACGAAGCUAAUCUGCAUCAUCAUGACUGGAAAGAGCAGACACCAUUUGUUACUUAAGUUUUAUAGCUCUUCCUAGCAGCAUGUGAAAUGGAUUGCAGGAGAUUUUUGGGGGCUAAUUACGGUUACAGUUUUGCCGCCAUCUGUGAAGUGUGAGCUUAGCAUGUCUAUGUGUACCCAUAUCAUGAUAUGUAUUAUGUAGUAUGUUUUUUUUCCCUUCCUAUAUUUUUGUAGAACUUCUGUCGAAGCAUAAUUCAGCGAAAUAUUUGGAAUUUUCAAGUAUAA